Grammomys surdaster is the source of this 1377-nucleotide messenger RNA. RefSeq names its product cyclic nucleotide binding domain containing 1 (gene Cnbd1). The coding region runs from base 1 to 1377 and encodes 458 amino acids. The record is from RefSeq and is a predicted model, not a curated record. The transcript has 11 exons. NCBI's taxonomy places the organism in Eukaryota, Metazoa, Chordata, Mammalia, Rodentia, Muridae.
AUGCCUGUGGAUUCUCUUCCAACUGCUAUUUUGGCUCACAUGAUAUCUGUUAACAAUGUGCCUCCUCCUCCACUUCGCAGUAUACCACGCCUGAGACUGAGCAAAACCAUUAAUUAUGGUCAGUUGAACGCCUUAUGCCACAUGAGAGGACUAAAUAGCUGCCAGGAUUCUUCCCUUCAUUUGGCAGCUCACAAUACAUUCAUCAAGCAAUAUCCUCAAAUAUUCAUGCAUGAAAAAAUAAUAUUACCUAAAGUUCCUCACCAGUUUGAGAAAAGAAAAUCUGGCUUAAAGGUAGAAGAAAGAAAACUCCAUCGUAAGUCACACAACAUAUCUCUGUAUCUCAGAGAAGCACGUGGUGGCCCUAGGAUUGAUGAAGAAAUAUCAGAAGAGAAGUUUCUGGAGUUCUUAGGUAUCUUAAAGAAGCUGCCAGUUUAUAGAACAGCACAGGAACAUAACAUUGUGUGGAAGAUAUUGAAGACUAUUCCAGGAUUAACCUCUCAACUUAGCAAUGAGCAUCUGAAAUUCCUGAGUAAGAAAGUCAUUUCUGAAAGCUGGAUCAAAGGUAGCACAGUGAUUGGUGAUGAUGGACUUUAUGUCAUGCUGACGGGCCAGGGUCGACGUCGUAUAAAGGUGUAUAGAAGUCUGAUUGAAGAAGACGACUCAAUCAUCUCUUCAUUAUCCAGGGAAAGUUUUCUUUUUGAUGCAGAGUUAAAAGACUCUGCAGUGGCUGAGUUAUAUGUACCUUCGAGGAGACUAACAGUGAGAAAGUGGGGAGUCUUUGGAUCACUGCAUUGUACACCUGAAAUGGAUGAAAGUGAGCGUUCAAUUGUGACAGAUAGUGACUGUGAAAUCCUGAAAAUACCUACAAAGGAGUAUGAGAAGUUAAAAUUGGAAAAAGUAAAACGUGAAAAUGCACAAAAGUUGAAAUUAAUCCGCAAGUGUCCUUUUUAUGAAACUUGGCCUACUUUAUCCAUAUGUGAGCUAGUUCCAUUUAGUAAAUUGAAAAUUUUUCCUCCAGGUCAUGUGUUAGUAGAAAGUGGAACUGUCAUUUCAUUUGUCGGUUAUAUCAAUUCUGGAUAUUGUAACAUUUAUAGAAAUAUUGUUGGACUUGUGGAACUAUCAAUAAACAAAGUGAAAAAAAUUAAAAAGCUUGUUUAUAUGGGUAAACUUAAGGAGAAGGAGUCCUUUGGUGAGAUCAGUGUUCUUCUCCAAGCUCCCUUCACAUGUACAAUUAUCACUGGUAAAGAAGUUGAGAUGGCAGUUAUUGAAGAUAAGGAUAUACACGAAAAGCAAUGUUCCAGAAUAAGGAGGCAUAUAGAAUUUAGAGAUACUGAAGAAAGAAUUCAUGCUUUAUCUGAUUUUGUAGCACCCUGCUGA